AUACAUUAUGAACUCUCACGAUGAUGAGCUUGGUGACAAAGUGGUUAGAGCUCAAGUACACGUAUGGAAGAACAUUCUGGGCUUUAUAAACUCAAUGUCCCUUAAAUGCGUAGUUGACUUAGGCAUACCAGAUGUCAUACAUAACUAUGGCCAACCCAUGCCACUUUCAAACCUCAUUGCUUCGCUACCAAUCCAUCCAUCGAAAACCUUAUUCAUCCAUCGCUUGAUGCGAAUCAUGGUUCAUUCUGGCUUUUUCUCUCAACAAAAUGUCACCCAGAAUGAGUUAGAAGUGAAGUAUGUGCUAACUGAUGCAUCCGUACUACUUCUUAAAAACCAUCCCUUGAGUCUGAUACCCUUCAUGCAGGUCUCCCUUGAUCCAUUUAUGACAAAGCCAUGGCAUCAGCUUUCUGAUUGGUUCAAAAGUGGUGAUCUUACACCCUUUGAAACUGCACACGGGAUGUCGUUUUGGGAUUAUGCUGGCCGUGACAGGAAAGUUAAUCACUUAUUCAAUGAUGCCAUGGAGAAUGACGCUCGAUUGAUCUCUAGUUUGAUGAUUGAGAAGUGCAAGGGAACGUUCACAGGAUUGGAGUCAUUGGUUGAUGUUGGAGGAGGCACAGGGACCAUGGCAAAGGCCAUUGCGAAAUCAUUCCCAAAGAUGCAAUGCAUUGUAUUAGAUCUCCCACAUGUUGUUGCUGGCUUGCGAGGUACUGAAAACCUAAAAUACGUUGGAGGGGACAUGUUUGAUGCUAUUCCUCCAGCUGAUGCCAUUCUGUUGAAGCAGUGGAUAAUGCAUGACUGGAGUGAUGAGGAAUGCAUGAAGAUACUGAAGAAGUGCAAGGAAGCAAUCAGAAAGGAAGGCAAGAAAGGGAAGGUGAUAAUCAUAGAGACGGUGAUGGAUGAUGAAAAGAAAGAUUAUGAUGAUGAAUUUGUAGAAACCCAACUCUUGUUUGAUAUUUUAAUGAUGGUGUUCGUCGCUGGAAAAGAGAGAAACAAGAAGGAAUGGGAGAAAUUGAUUUCCUCUGCUGGUUUCAGUGAGUGUAAGAUAACUCCAGUCUUGGGAUUAAGAUAUCUCAUUGAGAUCUAUCCAUAGUAAUUCCUUGUCAAAUGUUAUCAGUUUGAAAGUGCUGUAAUCAGUCAGCGUUUUCACUGAAAGUUUAAUGUGUAACAGUAACAAUUCAGUUGGAAAGAGAGAAGGAUAAAAUAAUCUUAAAUAA
Vigna radiata var. radiata (mung bean) is the source of this 1214-nucleotide messenger RNA. RefSeq names its product probable O-methyltransferase 3. The coding region runs from base 8 to 1090 and encodes 360 amino acids. The record is from RefSeq and is a predicted model, not a curated record. Lineage: Eukaryota; Viridiplantae; Streptophyta; Magnoliopsida; Fabales; Fabaceae. Gene Ontology annotation, biological process: methylation. Gene Ontology annotation, molecular function: S-adenosylmethionine-dependent methyltransferase activity; protein dimerization activity; O-methyltransferase activity. The transcript is spliced from 2 exons.